UGUUGCAAAUUUUGUAAACAGAGAAUGUAUCGGAUAGUGUGUUGAUUUUUUAUUUUUGAAAAUCAUGAAGCGAAAAUCGAAGGAUAGUAGCGAUUUAGAAAUCGUCAACAAGGUAUGAAUAAACAUCUCAUUGGUAUGGAACCGUAUAAUUUUGAAAUUCGAUGAUUGUUAGGCCACCAAAGAGGAUGAGGUUAAGCCUGCAUUUCAUUACUCUGACAACAAAGAAAGCUUGUAUCGACCCCCUACUUCAGAGGAACUGAACUCAUUGAAAGAGACCGAAAGCUUGUUUCAUUCCAGCUUACUUCACAUGCAGAUAAAUGAACUGCUUGCUGAGGUUUGCCUUCGCAAGAGAAAAAAGAAGCUAGAGCAGACAUUGCACCUUUUGAAUGAAUUGUUAACAUCAUUGCCGGAUGGAGAACAACAGGAUAUCAGUGAUCUUAGUUGGCUGCCAAAGAAUGUUCAUAUUCCCCUUCCUUCCUUGCCUGGUCCAGUAAAAGGAAAGUUCAUCUUUAAGAAACCAGAAUCUGUAAAUGUUAUUGGCAGUUACCAACUUGGAACUUUGUGUAAACAAUAUAUCAAUAUAGACCUGGCAGUCCAGUUACCCAAGAGCUUAAUUCACAGUAAAGACCAUCUUAAUCUACGCUAUCACUACAAGAGGGGUAUAUAUUUGGCAAUACUUGCUUCAUUUAUUAAAAAGAGCAAGCUCUUCAAGAGUGUUGCAUUUUCCUGUCACAACGGAGAGUUAUGGAAACCUAUUCUUUUAUUGAGACCAAAAGGACAAGUUGGUGAUAAGGUAAUCAUCAAGAUUUUUAUAACCCUUGGAAGCGAUGCUUUUAAGUUGGCAAGAAUGUCUCCUAAAAUUAACAAUCUUCAAUAUAAUUGGUUCUUCGGUCAAGAAAACGGAAUGGUUGAAACGGCAGACCCCGUACCAGCAACGCCACACUAUAAUGCUACGAUUUUAACGGACAUGUUAAUGGAAAAACAUCUUCAUUUUCUCUACGGGAAAUUGGCUCAGCACCAGUCUCUUAUUGAUGCCAUUGUGUUGUGCAAAAUCUGGUUACGUCAACGACAUCUAGACGAGGGACUUCAAGGAUUCAGUGGUUUUCAUUGUGCUAUGGUCGUGGCAUAUUUACUGCAGAAACAUCAAAUCAGUCCACACAUGAGCUCUUAUCAGAUCAUCAGAAUUUUCUGGCAAUUCCUAGCAACUAGUGAUUUAACAACAAAAGGCGUUUCGAUGGUAGAAGGAAGUACCUCUGACGACGAACGAAUGCCAUCGAUAACGGAUUUUCAUGGUAGUUUUGAAGUAGUUUUUGUCGACCCCUCUGGAGUGCUGAACUUGCUAGCUAAUUCGUCAAAAACGACAUUUCAGCAGCUACAAGUGGAAUCAAGGCGCGCGUUGGAUAUCCUUCAAGACGAAUUUGUUGACAGUUUUCAUCUUUUGUUUAUGAAAAGCAUGCCGCUGGUCACAAGAUAUGACGGCUUCUUCCGGCUGAAAGAUGUUGAUGAGUUAAAGAAUGAGGUGAAGAAGAAGCAGCUUAAUUCUGAAUUGCUCGAUUUCUCAGGGGACUGGUUACGGGUGGGCUUGUCUUGGCUCGAAACCCUUCUCUUAAAGGCUCUCGGAGAACGAAUUGACAUGCUUUUCGUUUGGCCAAUAAGUUUUCCCGAGUGGACAUUAAAACAAGAGCCGCCUUCAUUAAGCGAAUGUUCCAUUGUUGUUGGAUACCAUUUGAAUACAGAUGCCGCUCACAGCGUCUUGCAAAAGGGACCAAAUGCAGACAAUGCCGAGGCAAAGGAGUUUCGUGAGUUCUGGGGCGAAAAAUCUGAACUUCGUAGAUUUCAAGAUGGCACUAUUUCCGAGGCUGUUGUUUGGGAUUGUGAAAAUGCAUGCGACAAACGAAAGAUUUGCCAAAAUAUUAUAAAAUACAUCCUUCACAGCCAUGGCUGUAUCGAUCCUUCGAAUAUUCUCUUCACCUCGGACGGUUUGGAUUCUUUGUUGAAACAAAAGGUCAAACUAACUUCUUCCAACAAAAAGAACGACAAGCAUUUUGAAAACGGCACCGGUGAAGAAGCGAUCCAAGCAGUCAUACGAAGCUAUGAAUCUUUAGUUAAACUACUGCGUCAGUUAGAUCUGCCCCUCGCCGUUCACUCCAUUCAAGGGUUGUCUCCUGUGUUACGUGGAACUGAAGUUUUUCCUGCAGUGCCAAUGAGCGUACGAGAAAAUGCUGAACAUGAUAGUCUUAAGAGGACAACCUUACCUGUAUCCACUGAGAAAUGUCCACCUUGGUGUCCCGCGAAUGAAGUAUUAAUCCAGUUCGAAACGAGCGGUCAGUGGCCAGAUGACCUUGAGGCAAUUCAGAGGAUAAAGGCAGCAUUCCUUCUGAAUAUUGCGAGUAUUCUGAAGAAUGAUCAUCGUCUUUCUGCUGUAGCAACCACACAACAUGUUGAUGUUCUCAAGGAUGGUUUCGUUUUCCGUGUCAAGUUAGCGCACUAUCGAGAAAUGGUGUUGUUGAAAAACGGCGAAGGAAAUGAAAAUUCAGGGGCUGUUAUGGAGAAUUCUGGACAAGAACUGGAGAGAAUUCUAGUGCAUCUGCCACUUCUCUCUAGUAUUAUCCAUGGAAUUCAACAACAAUAUUCAUCCUUUGGUGGCAGUGUUCGACUGGCCAAGCGCUGGGUCUCUUCCCACAUGUUGUUGUCCUACUUUCCUGAAGAAUGCAUUGAACUAAUUAUGGCUCAUAUAUAUCUUCACCCAUUUCCCUACACUACGCCUGCAUCUCCAACUACGGGUUUUGUAAGGUUCCUUUAUCUCUUGUCGACGUUCGAUUGGAAAAACAGUACAAUGAUACUGAAUUUCAACGAUUCGUUAAAAGCCGUAGAUUGUCAGGAAAUACAAUCGCAUUUCACUAACAACAGGAACAGGUUGCCAGCUAUGGUAAUUGCCACACCGGAGGAUAAAUUUUCUUCGUAUUGGACAAGAAAAAGUCCUUGCUCAAUGAUUCUAAACCGUGUCACUGUGUUAGCGAAACAGUCAUAUUCUGUCCUUCAAAAUACGUUGUUGCACUCUGAAAGCAGCACUGACGAUUUCAAGUUAAUAUUCCGCCCAUCGUUAGAAGAUUACGAUGUAACAAUCUUACUCCACGAAAGAUUAAAUCCCAGACGUCAUCAAGCGGUUGAUUCAACCAAGAAUUGUGUAUAUCACAUGAAGCCUUUUCCAACGAUGUCUUUACCUGUUGUCAAUUUUGAUCCUGCGGAAUGUUAUUUUGACGAGCUUCAGGAAGCUUUCUCAGACGUGGCAUUGUUUUUUCGCGAUACCUAUGGUGGGGACAGAAUUGGUGUUGUGUGGAAACCAGAAAUUCUUCAGCCGACUCAGUUCAAGGUUUUUGGCAGUCAGUAUCGAAUUCCUACCGAAAGUAACAACCAGAUGAAAGGUGCUAAGAAUACUGUCGUUCCAAAUAUUCAAGCCAUUUUGUCGGAUUUUCAAAUUAUUGGCCAAGGACUUGUAAAGAAUGUUGAAGUGAGAAAUUUGCCAGCGAAAACGUUUUCAUAAUUUCUAUACAUGGUAUAUAUACGUAGUAUAUAUUUAUAUUUACAAUAUAUUUUCACCACUACAAGCUACUGCCUAGUUAUUUGUUA
This is a messenger RNA of Dendronephthya gigantea, 3630 nucleotides long. Its product is annotated as nucleolar protein 6-like. NCBI's taxonomy places the organism in Eukaryota, Metazoa, Cnidaria, Anthozoa, Malacalcyonacea, Nephtheidae. The record is from RefSeq and is a predicted model, not a curated record. Gene Ontology annotation, biological process: rRNA processing; tRNA export from nucleus. The coding region runs from base 308 to 3544 and encodes 1078 amino acids. Gene Ontology annotation, cellular component: CURI complex; small-subunit processome; UTP-C complex. The transcript is spliced from 25 exons.